GCCACUGGGGGAUGAGAGGAGGCGAAGGCAGCAGCCAAAAGCAUAUGCUAAACAAACACUUCCAUCAGGGCUUGCCUUUGCUAGAGGCAAUGGUGUGUUGAUGGUCUGAGCCGCUCCCCUAACGUCAAUGAGCCAUCACCCUCCCUGGUGAUGUCAGAGAGGCCUCAGCGCUCCGACCGGAUUGGCUGGGUCUGGCUUUCAGGGGUUGGCUCUGAGGAAAGGUGAAUGUGCAAGGAAGCAGCUGUGGAGAGGUGUGUGUGUGGUGUGUGUGUGUGCAGAGUCAGAGUGUCUGCAAGCAGGCACAGACAGUUGGGCUCUGCUCCGGCAGGGGAGUUCUCCUUCCUUCAGAAAUUGAUCAACACAAGCCAACAGCAGGGGCUGGAUACUUUAGAAAGGGACCCUGGCUUUUCCUAUUCCUGAGGAGUGGAGUCACAAGAAGGAAGCAGGAGAAACAAGAAAAAAGGGUGGGAGGAGUUGUGCAAUUUGAUUUCAUUUUCCUGAAUUACAAGUGAGCUUGGGACACCUAAAUCUGAUAUGCCAACUGAAAUUUCUCACGCAGAGAGAAUGCAUGCCAUCUCCGGCUUCCAUUCCUCACUGACAGCACGACUUCUCAACAAAGGUCCAGAGUACCUUCGCAAACAGAUGGAGGCGGGCAACCCGGGCAGGAAGAGUGCCGUGGAACGACUGGCAGCGGAUAAGGCCAAGUAUGUCAAAAGUCAGCAGGUAAUCAGGACUAAGCACGAACCAGCAGUGGUUACAGCACUCAGCUCGGGUUCAGAGAGCAGCAGUGAGACCUGUUCAGUGGGAAGCAAGAAAGCCAGCAAUGUGGCUGAGGAGAAGAGUGCCGAAUCCCAAGUUAACCCCGCCAUGGAUUCUGGCCCUGCUCCCCUCGAGCGUGGCCCUCCAAUCGUGAGGCGCAGCAGUGGCAAGAGGCAGGUGAGGCCGGACUCCUUAGUGAUUUACCGCCAGAAGUGUGAGUUUGUGAGAGGUCAAAGCCAGGAGAGCACUCGUGGGAGUUUGGUCAGAAGGCUAUUCCAGGGCUCCUUCAAGGAAAAGCAGCUGAUUUCUGAGGCAUCCAAAGCCAUGGUCAAGGAAGAUAUCUCACCUGAAGUGGACAGGGCUGAAAUGGUCAAAGAGGUGAGUCAGAACCUUGACUUGGCAGGACAGACUGUGCCUCCAAAGACAGGUCCAGCCAUGAUUCUCACCAACAGGUGUGAGAAUGCCCCUACUCUGACUACGGCACCUUAUGAGGUCAAGGAGGUAAGGCGGAAAGGUCUUCAUCGCUCCCAAUCGGACAUUAGUUCUCGGUACUCAAAAUCUUUCUCGGAAUUUGACACUUUCUUUAAAUACUGUGGUCUCGAACCCAAGGUAAUAGAGGACCUUGGCCAGGAGAACUUUUCUGUGGCUUCCGACAACUUCUCCUUUCGGAUCCGCAGCAUCAGCAUGGCCACAUCCGAAAGUGACUUCACGAGACACAGUGGGGAUGACGGACUCCUGGAAGAAGAACUCACAGAACAGGUUCCUACCAGCACUUCGGUGAUUGAGCGCAAUGCUCGGAUAAUCAAAUGGCUGUACACCUGCAAGAAAGCCAAGGAAGCAAAUGCCGUGCUACAGGAGUUUGCAUGAAGAUGGGUUUCUUUGGAACACAGAGUGGCCAGGUGGAAAUAUUCCCUGAAGGAAAGAUUAAGCUAAACACAUGGACUUGCCACAACUAUUUCUAGAACUCUGGCUUAAAUUUGCAGUUUGCAUUCCACCAAACAGCAAUUCUUUGUCAAAGACCAAAAUGCAACUUGAAGCUGAGGAUCAAGACCAACUCCUUUAAAAUCAGGCCUGACAGGUGCAGAACUAGAAGCUGUUGUCCCCCGUCCCCCUGUUCCAUCAUAAUGUAUAAAGACAAUGGGGGUGUUGAUCCAUAUGCAGAACUUGCUUUCAAAAAAUUGAGACAAUUUCUUCAACUUGAUAACAUGUGCGGUUAUGUGUGAGAAAUAUAUGUGUUUAUUUUGUGGUAAACAUGAUAGGAAACUGCUAUCAGAACAUUUCCUGGAAACCCCCCCCCCUUUUGGGGGGGGGGAGGGAUGGGAAAUUGCUAUGAUUUGUGUCUUUCCAAUCCAUGUAUACAUGUAGAUGACAACCUAGUGCAUGUAUAUAAGUACUGUAUAUGCAAAAUAAAUCCUGGUUGAUAUCCCAAUUUUGCUCCUGCCAGCAAAAGGGAGAAAUUGACUUUGGUUUCCCCUGUAGAGACCUCAACUUUCUAAAAAAAAAUUGUUCCAGAAUUAUGAUAAAUUUUCUGGAACUACAAGGAGCUACAAGGAAAAGACAAAUGGUUGGAAAUUAGCUUAUUAUUACCCCUUCCAUCAAUAAUAUCCUAUGCUGUAAUCUGAUUCUGUUUAUAAACAAAAUGAUCCCUUUUGUUCAUAGAAAUCUAGUUCAAAUGGGAUCCAAACUGUUGUCCAUUUGUAGUAUAUUUGGACUGCCCAAUGACAAAAUCACAAUCUUCAUUCCUAACAGAAAUGAAUACGAAAAUUGCAGUCCUGAUCAGUCACAUAGCAAAUUAUGAAAUGGCUCUCCUACAUGCUUUAAAAAAAGGAUAAAAUGGGGGACAAUAAUGUUCAUAAGUACAUUUGUAAAGGCAGAGCAGUGUCUCUAGGAAAUAUUCUUGAAAAAUGUGGCUGGCAGAAUGGAUACAGUUAGAUAUACUGCCUUAAACAGAAUCAGCUCUAUACCACCAUUUUACUUCAGCUUGGAUCUCUCCGGGGUUCAGGGGGUAAUAUGCCUCCUACCAGCCUAGGUAGUCAUGGCCAAUAUUCAGGUGUUUUAGGUGGGGACUGUACUGCCCACAAAAACAACUGAAUGACAUCUGAUUAGAGAAAAAAAACUGGUAGUGGCUCUCCAGGAUUUCAGAAAGGGAUUUAUUAUGGGACCUUCCAAGUGAUGCCAGCAGUAGUACCUAGGACCUUCAGUGUACAAAGCAGGUGCCCUGCCCUUAAGCCAUAGCCCUUCCCAUUCAUUGCUCAGACGCUUUCUUUUGUCACCCUCCCUUCAUAUCAUGGAAUUAUCAUGGUGCCAUAAAAGCCAGUCCUUAAAACUAAGAGAUGAUCCCAGAUGGAAAUCAAUGUGACAGAAGAGGUUUAGAUGAACAAGUAAAUUGCCAAAUGGCUCCCUUCCUUGCUGUUGGCAGCAUUUGCUGCUUAUGCACAGGGCCCAACCAACCAUAAGGGUGAAAUUGCAUCAAACGGUAGUUUUAGAAACAAGAAAACAAUGCACACUGUUAAAAUAACACCAUGUGUAUAAUCUCCAGAGAAAGAGAGAGUGAGAGUGCUAAAAUGGAAGACAAAAUAUUUGGUCUAGGUAUGCCUAUAAGCACGUAAUUGGGGUAGUAGUUACAGUGUCUAUAAAAAGAUGGCUUCAGACUAUGGUCCUUGAAAUAAGGUUUCCUUGCCACUUGGGAACAGCUGUCAUUUCUGCAACAGCAAACCAGCGCAAACAUGUUCUUUGUUUGUCCCCUCUUUCUCUCACACACACUAAUACACCCGUAUACAAACACAUCUUGGUUUAAUGUGUUGUUGAAGGCUUUUAUGGCUGAAAUCACUGGGUUGCUGUGAGUUUUCUGGACUGUAUGGCCAUAUUCCAGAAGCAUUCUUUCCUGACGUUUUGCCUGCAUCUAUGGCAGGCAUCCUCAGAGAUUGUGAGGUCUGUUGGAAAUUAGGUGAUGAGGAUUUAUAUAUCUGUAGGAUGUUCAGGGUGGGAGAAAGAACUCUUAUCUACUUGAGGCAAGUGUGAAUGUUGCAAUUGAGCACCUUGAUUAGCAUUGAAUUGCCUUUCAGCUUCAAGAUCUGGCAGCUUACUGCCUGGGGGAAUCCUUUGUUGGGAAGUGUUAGCUGGCCCUGAUUGAUUCAUGUCUGGAAUUCCUGUUUUCUGAGUGCUUCUGGAACAUGGUCAUACAGCCCGGAAAACUCACAGCAACCCACAUCUUGGUUUUCAGGAAAGAUAGAUGAGAAUUUUGGGAUGGGUGACUGUAUUAAUAUUACUCUGACUGGUGUUGCUAUAACUUCUUAUCAAGUCAUGUGAUGCUUAGUCAGGGAGUGAGAGAGAGGUGCAUGUUUCAACAUUCCACAGAUGGGGCUAGUCAGUAAGUCGAGGUUGGGCUGUCAUGCUCAAACUGGUAGGACAGAAUGCAACUCGUGCUUUAAGACUGAUAUCAGCUGUCAUGCCUGGAUAACUCUGACCCACCAAUUCAUCAUCUUAGAAAAAGGUUUGAUCUUUGAUUCAUAAUUCUUGGCACUCAUGUUCUACUGAGACUACUUUCAGUGAUAGUGAUAGCUUUAUGAGACGCAUGGGUAUCUUUUAUUGUAAAGGAGUGUUCCCCAGACACUCAGCUCCAUUCAAUAUAAAGAUAUCUUUUUUUUCUGCAGAAGACUUUCAUUAUGUUGACCACAUUAUCAUCUCCACAUUAUCCAGUAUUUGCUUUUGAGUUGAAAAUUCAGUCACUUGCAGGCUUAAUUCCUUACUUUGAGGCAGGCAUUCUAGUCUGCUUUAAAUAUUUCUCCAGUUGAAGGAAAUGGUCUCCACGUCCAUUCCUUUAUGUAUCCACAGAUCAAAGCUCAGUGUUGAAAUGAUGACCAACCACAUUUUGUAUUGAAGAUCUGAUGUUUAGAUCUGAUUGUAUGGUAGCAGGGGGUGAUUUAUUUCCUAAUUUAUUUUAUUUCAGUGUUGGUAAGAUAAGACUGGAUCUAUACAGCUAUAUAAUCCAGAUUAUCAAAACAGAUCAACUGGAGUUUAUUUGUCAGUGUAAAUGGGGCCUAAUUCAGCACUUUAAGUGCUUAUUAAUACUUGCAUAUAAAGUAGUCUCUCACUUAUCCAACAUAGACGGGCCGGCAGAACAUUGGAUAAGCGAAUAUGUUGGAUAAUAAGGAGGGAUUAAGGAAAAGCCUAUUAAACAUCAAAUUAGGUUAUGGUUUUACAAAUUAAGCACCAAAACAUCAUGUUCAACAACAAAUUUGACAAAAAAGUAGUUCAAUAUGCAGUAAUGCUACGUAGUAAUUACUGUAUUUAUGAAUUUAGUACCAAAACAUCACAAUGUAUUGAAAACAUUGACUACAAAAACAUUGACUACAAAAAGACAGACUUAUCCAACAUUCUCUUAUCCAAUGUUCUGGAUUAUCCAACGAAUGUUGGAUAAGUGAGACUCUACUGUAAAUACAAAAACGUGUGUGUGUGUGUGUGUGUGUGUGUGUGUGUGUGUGUGUGAAUCACAAGAUUAUUGCCCUUGGUAGCUGAUGGUAAUAAGCUGUUUAACUUGUUUUGACAGUUUUGAAUAUAUUAUAUCUUACUCCAUUUGCAUGUGUGUCUGUUUUAAAAUGUACAUAAUAAUUUCUCACAGUGUGUCUUUCUUUCAAAUUGGUUUGCUGCUUAGAGGAUUCCCCCUUCCUUUAACAGAAUUUUUUUUUUGUGGUAUUCAGCGUUAUCCAAACUGCCUAUGCAUAUUUGUGAAGUGAGUACAGUUUUCCACUGUAGUUAGUUUCAUUACAUCUCUGUCAUUAAGACUGAUUCCUACCUCGAGAAGAAUGCUGCUAACAAGGUAGGAAACUUAACAUAUAGCAUUAAUGUGUUUUUAAAAACAACUUCUAUUUUCAAGGAUCGUUUUUCAGAAAGGUAACUCUCCGUAUAUGCCCUUGCACACUUUACAGACUAUGAUACCAUUAAAUAUUUGUGUUUUACUGGAAAGCUAGUGAUGGAGAAUAAAGAGGAAAUGUAGCUCCAUAGAAAGCUUUUAGGUUUAUAUGCAUAUGAGUUGUUAUAUGUGCACAUGAAAAAUGCCUGUAUUUGCAAACAUAUAUCUUGUCGUACAGGGAAAUUCAUGGGGUGAGAUGAAGCAAAAACUCAAUGAUCAGCCCAGGUUUGAUCACAUUAACCACUUCAUGUAAACCCUAAUGCAGAAUGGGAAGGGACCAGGAUCAUGGAUGUUGGCCCUGCCCCACACAACAUUUUAAGCACUUUUUCACACAUUUGCAGACUGUAAACAGACUGCAAGUCCAUGCAUGUUAAAUGCAAGUAAGCUUUUUUCAGUACCUCCCCUGAAACCAUAUGCACUGAGAACAGAGCUAUUGUGGUUUCUCUUGUCUCUGUCCACAUAGUCACUCCACAUGGUCUGCCAAAAUCUGCUACAUGAAAGGGGCAUCAUUUGUCCUUACUAUGUCUCAUGAAGAUUUGAUAACAACCCGAAAAAUGGAUAAAAACAAGAACAUUAGCAACAUUUUGCUUUCCAUAUAUUUUGGUCUACCACCCCCAGCUCCCUCAUGCAGUACAAAGUCCAGAGCUUGUACAGAUGUAGUCUGAAACAUCUGGAAGGCAGUAUCUUUCCCAUUCCUAAAUAAGAAUAAAUACUGGAGGGAAAAACAGGACAGAGAGGUGAGAAUAAGUCCAAGCUUAGAGCAUCCAUACUUCACAACCUCUGAGGAUGCCUGCCAUAGAUGUGGGCGAAACGUCAGGAGAGAAUACUUCUGGAACAUGGCCACACAGCCCGAAAGACAUACAACAACCCCUUAGAGCAUCUGUUUGCUAUAAAACGGGAUUGCUUGGAAGAAUUUGUCAAGGUUUCUCUUUAGAUGCAAAAUUUUCAGAAACAUUUGAGAACUCAGAGGUAGACAGUCUGACUAGAUGUUCAGAAACUUCCUUGUCUCUGACUUAUGGCCAAAUGAAAACUAAAUAAUUUUGCACAAUUGGCUGUUACACACUCAGUUAUGGUAAUUGCCAGAUUUGUACCCAAAACUAUUUCCUUCACUGUGAAAAGGGUACAGUGUACACUGAUACUACUUUACGAGGGAGUAGGUACAAAGUCCAGCCUUAUGAGUGGACACUGAUAUUUGCAAUAAAAGCCUUGUAUGACCCAUGCAGUAUAAUGGAAAUAAUAAAUACAGGAAUGCCAUAUGUCGAAUAUGUCACAAAAUGGCUAAGAAAGGGUUGUUAAAGGGAAUGCACACAUACAUACACACCACAAUGUUCCUAAUUCAAGACAUGUCAUCGUCUGGCAUUUCUAAGAAGAAAAGAAGAUAUUGUUGUAACCAACAUUUCUGUUCACAUAGUUUUGAUAUUUUUUUCUUUUUAAAAAACUAUUUUAUUUGUAUAUAAAAUAAACAUAUAUGCAUACAAACUAA
This is a messenger RNA of Anolis carolinensis (green anole), 7154 nucleotides long. It is a transcript of the gene fam110c, whose product is annotated as family with sequence similarity 110 member C. Gene Ontology annotation, cellular component: cell cortex. Lineage: Eukaryota; Metazoa; Chordata; Lepidosauria; Squamata; Anolidae. The coding region runs from base 535 to 1626 and encodes 363 amino acids. Gene Ontology annotation, molecular function: alpha-tubulin binding. The transcript has 2 exons. Gene Ontology annotation, biological process: positive regulation of cell migration; regulation of cell projection assembly. The record is from RefSeq and is a predicted model, not a curated record.